AUGGAGGCGGAACCAAUAUCUCAAGCUCGGUCUCUAUUAAGACAACUUGGUCCGCAAUUCCGCUUUGUCUUCACGAACGCGCCAUUCAUUAGCGAUGCCGGUCCCAACGUGCUCCCACUUUACAAGGACUGCGGGCCGUUUCGAACAUGGCUUCCGUGGGCUGGUGCGGAAAACAUUGCGACGGACAAGAAAGGGGUGAUCGCAGCCAUUGAAAACAGUUUACAUCAGGCCAUGGAGGACGAUGAUGAGAAGGGUGCUACAGGCUCUUGGGUCGGCCUUCUCGGAUUUAGCCAAGGCGCGAAGCUAUGCGCAAGCUUGCUCUUCGAACAACAGCUACGAGCUCACCCGACUGAGCCGCCGCACCCGAACGAGUCAAAGAGAUGCUACAAGGGGUGGAAAUUUGCUCUGCUACUCCACGGCAUUGCACCGCUAGUAGCACUAAGUGAGGAAGGGGAAGGGGAGGGCAUGCAGAACGCUGACCAGAUUCUUGGUCUAUUUUCUGAAGGAUUCAGGUUCGAAGAAGACAAGGCGAAGAGGCUGUUGACAAUACCCACAAUACACGUUCAUGGACUGCUCGAUCCUGGAUUGCCCUUGGGGAGGAAGCUUCUGAGUGGCUACUGCUCCGAUAAGUCGGCUUCUGUGCUUGAGUGGGAGGGUGACCAUCGUGUGCCAGUAAAGUCGGACUUCGUGCAGAAAAUCACAAUAGCAAUUUUAGACGUGAUAUCUUAG
Molecule: messenger RNA, 729 nt
Organism: Colletotrichum gloeosporioides
Lineage: Eukaryota; Fungi; Ascomycota; Sordariomycetes; Glomerellales; Glomerellaceae
Product: Esterase mpl1
Exons: 1
Coding region: 1-729 (242 amino acids)
Biological process (GO): secondary metabolite biosynthetic process
Cellular component (GO): cytoplasm; nucleus
Source: RefSeq, a predicted model, not a curated record